Messenger RNA from Priapulus caudatus, 123 nucleotides. RefSeq lists its product as uncharacterized. The annotation marks the transcript as partial. Lineage: Eukaryota; Metazoa; Priapulida; Priapulimorpha; Priapulimorphida; Priapulidae. The transcript is spliced from 2 exons. The record is from RefSeq and is a predicted model, not a curated record.
AGCAGCAGCAGCAGUAGCAGCAGUAGCAACAGCAGCAGUAGCAGCAGCAGCAGCAGCAGCAGUAGCAGCAGCAGCAGUAGUAGUAGUAGUAGUAAUAGUAGUAGUAGUAGUAGUAGUAGUAGU